Messenger RNA from Momordica charantia (bitter melon), 2602 nucleotides. It is a transcript of the gene CPSF73-II, whose product is annotated as cleavage and polyadenylation specificity factor 73 kDa subunit-II. Gene Ontology annotation, molecular function: RNA endonuclease activity. Gene Ontology annotation, biological process: snRNA processing. Gene Ontology annotation, cellular component: nucleus. The record is from RefSeq and is a predicted model, not a curated record. Lineage: Eukaryota; Viridiplantae; Streptophyta; Magnoliopsida; Cucurbitales; Cucurbitaceae.
ACCAAGUCUGCUUUCUCUAUUUCCAGCACCACCGUGCCGCCCCGACGCCACCUCCCUCGCCCUCACCGCCGCCGCUCCAACCGUCGCGCCGCCAUUACCUCUUCUCGUCGAAAUUUUCGCGUCGCUCCCAAAUCUUCUACAUCUCUCGAUUUCAGGCAUUGUUGAGAAGUUGUCUGAGUUGAAGUUGAAGGAUUAGACUACAGUGCCAUGGCCAUCGACUGCCUUGUCCUUGGCGCUGGGCAAGAAGUUGGGAAGAGUUGUGUGGUCGUGACAAUCAAUGGGAAGCGGAUUAUGUUCGAUUGCGGCAUGCACAUGGGCUAUCUUGACCAUCGUCGAUAUCCCGAUUUCUCUCGCAUCUCUACUUCAUGCGACUUCAAUACUGCUCUCUCUUGUGUCAUCAUCACACACUUUCAUUUGGACCAUAUAGGUGCUCUUCCAUACUUCACUGAAGUUUGCGGCUAUAAUGGACCCAUUUACAUGACGUAUCCAACAAUGGCAUUGGCUCCUUUAAUGUUGGAGGACUAUCGAAAAGUGAUGGUUGACCGAAGGGGUGAAGCGGAGCAAUUUACUAACGAUCAUAUUAUAGAGUGCAUGAAAAAAGUUAUACCUGUGGAUUUGAAGCAGACUAUACAGGUCGAUGAAGAUCUUCAAAUUCGUGCUUUCUAUGCUGGACAUGUUUUAGGAGCUGCCAUGUUUUAUGCUAAAGUUGGAGAUGCUGCUAUGGUAUACACAGGAGACUAUAAUAUGACACCUGAUAGACAUCUUGGAGCAGCUCAAAUCGAUCGAAUGCAAUUAGACCUUCUAAUAACAGAGUCUACAUAUGCAACAACUAUCCGUGAUUCUAAAUAUGGCCGUGAGAGGGAAUUUCUAAAAGCUGUUCAUAAUUGUGUGGCUGGUGGAGGGAAGGUCCUUAUUCCUACUUUUGCACUUGGACGGGCUCAGGAACUCUGUAUCUUGUUGGAUGACUAUUGGGAGCGAAUGAAUCUAAAGGUUCCAAUAUACUUUUCAGCCGGUUUGACAGUACAAGCCAAUAUGUACUAUAAAAUGCUCAUCAGUUGGACCAGCCAGAAGAUUAAAGAGACGUACUCUACUAGGAAUGCAUUUGACUUUAAAAAUGUUCAAAACUUUGACCGGUCUAUGAUUGAUGCACCUGGACCCUGUGUUCUCUUUGCUACACCAGGGAUGAUCAGUGGUGGGUUCUCUCUUGAGGUUUUUAAGCGCUGGGCACCUUCUAAAUUGAACCUCAUCACAUUACCUGGGUAUUGUGUGGCUGGAACUAUUGGACACAAGUUGAUGUCAGGUAAACCCACCAAAAUUGAUCUGGAUAAGGACACUCAAAUCCAUGUGCAAUGCCAGAUUCACCAACUGUCAUUCAGUCCACAUACUGAUGCCAAAGGUAUUAUGGAUCUGGUGAAGUUCCUUAGCCCUAAGCACGUGAUACUUGUACACGGAGAGAAGCCUAAAAUGGCUACUUUAAAGGAGAGGAUUCAUUCUGAAUUGGGAAUCCCUUGUCAUGACCCUGCUAAUAACGAGACCGUAUCCAUUUCUUCAACUCUUUUUGUCAAAGCAGAAGCCUCAAGCAUGUUCAUCCACAGUUGUUCCGCUCCUAAUUUCAAGUUUUCAAAAAGAAACUUGGAUUACAAGAUUGAUCCUAACUUAAAAGAUUUAAGUUGGAAAGCAGGAGUUUCAAACAUGUUUAUUCGCAGAUGCUCAGAUCCCAAUUUCAAGUAUUUGAAAAGUAUGAAUGACAAGUCUGAUUCUGACAUAAAUUGUAUUCCACAGCUACAGGUAAGUGAUGAUAGGGUAAAUGAAGGGAUCUUGGUGAUGGAAAAAGGUGAAAAAGCCAAAGUGUUACACCAGGAUGAACUACUGCUUCUCUUGGGAGAACAACAACAUGAGGUUAGAUUUGCUAAUUGUAGCCCAAUAUGUUUUGGAAACUUAGAUGAGAUCCAUGGUUUGGAUUACUUAUCUAGCAAAUCUUCAUGGCUUUCCCAGCUAUGUUCUAAGCUUUCAAGUGAACUUACAGAUAAGAAUGUUCAAAAUCUUGGAGAGUAUCUUCAAGUUGAAUCAUUUACACUGUCCAUUUGCUUGAAAGAAAAUUGCCCUUACAGAACUAAAAAUAGAAUUGAAAAUGAAUCUGCUCUAGUAUUCUGUUGCUGUAGUUGGCUAGUUGCAGAUGAAAUCCUUGCCUGGAAAAUCAUUUCAAUCUUGGAGAAACUUGAUCUUAGUUCAUCAUGAAGGCCCUAUUAUGUUUGGUUCUUUGUAGUUUUAAUUCCACAUGGUGAAGAAGAACCAUUCUGAGGUAAGCUCAAUUCAUGAAUUGUUUGGUGAAUGAACUAAUCUACUUCUGGAGUACUCAGUUUCGAUAUCGAUAGUCUGCUGCCAAAUCUGGAUGACGUAAUCAUGAAUUGUUGUUUUUGGAAGCUUGAAUAUGGUUGGAAUUUGAACAGCUCUCGCGGUGAGGUUGCGACCAGAUUUGAAUCUGAGUGGCGAUUUGCGAUUUUGGAGUUCUUUGGUUAAUUGGUUUAGUUACUUGUUUUUGUUGCAUAACAGUUAUAUCAUCUAUGAAGAAAAGAGUUCACAGUAAUUUAUGUUUUGAAAA